Debaryomyces fabryi is the source of this 1043-nucleotide messenger RNA. RefSeq lists its product as uncharacterized. The annotation marks the transcript as partial. Gene Ontology annotation, cellular component: membrane. The transcript has a single exon. Gene Ontology annotation, molecular function: ABC-type transporter activity; ATP binding. Gene Ontology annotation, biological process: transmembrane transport. NCBI's taxonomy places the organism in Eukaryota, Fungi, Ascomycota, Pichiomycetes, Serinales, Debaryomycetaceae. The record is from RefSeq and is a predicted model, not a curated record.
AUGGGUAGAAACAUAUUGAGACUUAAGGGUGAUCCGUCUAUUGCUAUUCAAUCGAUUUUUGGUCAAGCAGUCAUGGGUUUGAUUUUGUCUUCAGUUUUCUAUAAUUUACAGCCAGUAACCGACUCCUUCUAUUAUAGAGGUGCUGCUAUGUUCUUCGCUGUUUUGUUUAAUGCGUUCUCCUCCUUAUUAGAAAUCAUGGCGUUAUUCGAAGCAAGACCAAUUGUUGAAAAACACAAACAAUAUGCUUUAUACCGUCCAUCUGCCGACGCAUUAGCGGGUAUUAUUACUGAAUUGCCUACCAAACUUUUUAUGUCUAUGAGUUUUAAUUUCGUCUUUUAUUUUAUGGUACAUUUUAGACGUGAUGCAGGCAGAUUCUUCUUUUACUGGUUAAUGUGUUGUAUGUGUACUUUGGUUAUGUCACAUUUGUUUAGGUCAUUAGGUGCCGUCUCUAACUCUUUGGCAGGUGCUAUGACACCAGCUACAGUUUUAUUAUUGGCCAUGGUUAUUUUCACAGGUUUCGUUAUUCCAACUCCAAAUAUGUUGGGCUGGUCAAGAUGGAUUAAUUACAUUAACCCUGUUGCAUAUGUUUUCGAAGCAUUAAUGACUAAUGAAUUUAGUGGCCGUGAAUUUGAGUGCUCCCAAUUCGUCCCAGCUGGUCCAGGUUAUAUGGAUGUUUCUGCUGAACAAAGGGUAUGUUCAACUACUGGUAGUAGACCAGGUUCCAAUGUUGUUCUCGGUUCAGAAUAUCUUGCUACAUCCUUUGAAUACUACGCAUCUCAUAAAUGGAGAAAUUUCGGUAUUACACUUGCGUUCGUGAUAUUUUUCUUAUUCAUCUAUAUUUCAUUGACUGAAUUCAACAAGGGUUCCAUGCAAAAGGGUGAAGUUGCAUUAUUUUUAAAGAGUUCAUUGAAAGACCAGAAGAAAAAGUCUGACAAAUCGACAGCCACCACAAAUGAUAUUGAAAACUCUACUGUUUCAAAUGAGAAAAUUUCACAGAGAGAUCAAUUAGAAGCCAAUAAACAAAUUGAGGCAACUAAUAAUGC